GAGCGUCCAGCAGGGGGCAGUAAAGAUAGCUUUUCGUUAAGGGACACUACGCCAGGUAUCCAAAUCCAAACGAUUACGUGACUAACAGUGGAAUUUGUUUAUCUGGCAAUUACUGUAUUUGGCACUCUCGCACCGCAUUUAUUCACAAUAACGGCAGUACCAUGUUUAGCAUGUUAGGGUGUGUUGUGAAAAUGUGAGCAGGCUUACAGAUUUGAUCGAAUUUAGGCUUGUAAAGGUUUACAUAUACAGCACCAGAAACUCCCCGUGGUGGAUAGAGAAGCUCUGACGUCAAGACGUCUCGCGAACUACAGCGACCAUAACGGGGCUGCGGUCGUGUGCACGCCGUGGUCCGCUCGUGGCUUCGGCUCGCUGUCGGCAUUUAAUCGCCUCCAUAUUUCCACGAUGCGGUCGUGGCGUUUUGCCAUGUGGCGCGAUAUGUAGCGCGACGGCUUGGGGACCGUAACAGCAGAGAGGCUGUCCUUUGCCAGCGCGCAUUUCCUGGUACCGGGACUGCGCGCGCUUGAGGCUCGUGAGGGAUCGGUGAGCGACGUAGAGAACGUCUGCCCUUAAACGCACGUCUCGCGUGUCUUGUACAAGGCCGCGGCACGGGCGCACGCUUACGCCGGUCGCGGACGUUCAAUAGCUGGCUGUCUGCGGCAGCGCAGGAAUGUGCGGCUGAUGCACGGUGUGCUGUCUUAUCUGCAGACGGGGUCGGAGGGGCUUGCAUGGCUUCCUCUGCACUAGUAAACAUAACCUUAGCCAGUGCUGAUACCCGCGCCUCUUCUGCGCGCUCUCCGCCGCCGCUACACGGGCUCACCGGGGAGGUACCAAGCCUGCAGGCUUAUCGGCCAAAUAACGAGGCGAGCUGCAGUUUCGCCCGGGACUCGCCCAGCUCGGUUGGCAAACACUGCGACCGGAGUGCCUAGGACUUCGCAUUCUCAACGCACCGUUUGCCUCCGACUGCUCUCGUCGUCUCACCGGACGGGCUGUCAUUUUCUCACGCUGCUCUAGCAGUAUUUCUUAUUGAGCUGUUGCGGUACUCUUCUGCGUCGGUGUCCGGGCUGGAUCUCUUCUCGCACUCUGAACAAACAUCAUCUUUAAAACUGGUGAGCAUUGCACGGAUUAGCACGGGCUGUAAUUCAUGGUGCAUCACUGAUAGAAGUUAUCCCGUACGAGUGACCAUGAAGAAGUUUUUCGAUUCCCGACGGGAAAUGGUGAGUUCGGGGCCCGUUUCGGGACUUGGUGGAGGCAGCACUGGUUCGGCCAGCGGUGGUUCCUUCAUCGGAAAGGUUUUCACCAUCGGCCGGUAUCAAGUAACUGUGGAAGAAACGGUAGCUGAAGGUGGUCAGGUGGUGAACCUGAUGAACCAGCGUCUGCAGACGGGCUUCAGUGAGCAGGAGGUCCUGAGCAUCUUCUGUGACACAUGUGAAGCUGUGUCUCGACUCCACCAGCGCAAAACACCCAUCAUCCACCGGGACCUCAAAGUGGAGAACAUCUUGGUGCAUGACCAAGGUCACUAUGUGCUAUGUGAUUUCGGCAGCGCCAUCAUCCGGUUCCAGGAUCCUCAGGUGGAGGGCGUGGCAACUGUGGAGGAGGAGAUUAAAAAGUACACCACGCUCUCAUACAGAGCUCCAGAAAUGGUGAACCUCUACGGUGGGAAGGUGAUCAGCACAAAAGCAGAUAUCUGGGCUCUGGGCUGUUUGCUCUAUAAGCUGUGUUUUUUCACACUGCCGUUUGGGGAGAGUCAGGUGGCCAUCUGCGACGGCAGCUUCACCAUUCCAGACACAUCCCGUUACUCCCACGACAUGCACUGCCUCAUACGUUACAUGCUGGAGCCAGAUCCUGACAUGAGGCCGGAUAUCUACCUGGUAUCACAUUUCUCCUUCAAGCUAGCACGCAAAGAUUGUCCCAUACAGAACGUUCAGAACUCACCCAUCCCUGCAAAGCUCCCUGAGCCAAUCAGAGCGAGUGAGGCCAUAGCCAAGAAGAGUCAGACUAAAGCCAGACUAACCGAUCCAGUCCCCACAACGGAAACCUCCAUAGCGCCACGGCAACGACCCAAAGCUGGCCAGGCUCAGCCAGUCACGGGUAUCCUUCCCAUACAGCCCGCCCUCACCCCGCGGAAGAGAGCCAACGCCCCCGCGGGAGCCGGCCAGCCUAUCAAUGUGGGAAUAACCCCUCAGCCUGUUGCCUCGGGUCAACCACAGAAGCCCCACACCCAGCACCCGAUCCCUGUCGCUCAGCAACAGGCCACGCCCACACCGCUGCAAGCCACUCCCUCCCCACCUCAGGCCACUCCCCAGCAUGGGCAGCUCUUCGUUCAGCCGCAGGCCACGGCUUUCCUGUCCGCCCAGCAGCAGUCUUUUGCUGGUGGGCAGCCGGGUCACAAAGUGGGCUCCCUGACUCCGCCCUCCUCCCCUAAGACGGCCCCCCGAGGGGGCCACCGCCGCAUUCUGAGUGACGUCACACACAGCGCCAUAUUUGGAGUUCCUGUCAGCAAGUCCACUCAGCUGUUCCAGGCUGCAGCUGCUGAAGCCGGCCUCAACAAAUCCAAAUCGGCCAGCACCACUCCCUCCGGCUCCCCGAGCUCGUCACAGCAAAGUGUCUGCCCGGCGGGGGACGUCAGGGCCCCGUCGGCCGCCCCCAGAGCAGGAACUGGCGCGCAGCCUUCCUGGAACCCUUUCGGUGAUGACAACUUCUCCAAACUCACAGCUGAGGAGCUGCUCAACAAGGACUUCGCCAAACUCGAUACUAAACCUCCUGAGAAGUCCUCAACAGAAAAUCUCAUUUCAGCGUUACAACCUACAGCCCCUAACAAAGGCUAUUCCCAAGGAGCAGCUGGAGCGGACUCUCUGUUUCCCAGUCUGGAGUGUCUGCAGGCUGCUCGUGUGUCUGUGUUGCCAGACGCCCUGGGCGGUCCCCUGCUCCCGCACCCUUCCUCUGCGGUCCCGAUGCUGGCCUCACCCUUAUCGUCCACUCCCGCUCCACCCCUGGACCAGUUCCCUCCUGCGCAGGUGGCCAACGCCCUCCUGCCCCACCCGGCCUUGGACGCGGCUCAGGACGAACGUUCCGGCAGCCGGUUCGACCCUGUGCCGGUGCUCCUCUCCAAAACGCCCAGCCAAGAGGCAAAAGGGACUAAUGGGUAUGGGAAGCUUCUGGAGGCCGCCGAAGCGGAGAUCCCUGCCGAGGGCUGCUUCCAUUCCAGUGACGAAGAGGACGAUGAACGCAAGAGCAAGGAGGUGCAGCUGAGUGGCAGCGGUUCCCGGCCGUUACUGCAGGAUUCCGACGAAGAGGAGCGGGAGACGGCAGCUUCCGGAAGCCUCUGUGCUCCCUCCAGCCUGCAGCCUGCCGCUACCCCGCACUCCUCUCUGAUUACCCAUCAGGCCCCCGGGCAGGCCGGUCGAUCGGAACCCGAUGCCGACGUCUUCUCCCAAGCUCCGUUCCGGAUGGCGCAGGGGGCCGACGGUGGCGGCAGCGACGACGUGUUUGCUAACGCUCCGUUCCUCCGGCCUUCUGCUCCGCCCCACCCGCCCGACGUCUUCCUCCAAGCCCCCUUCUGCAGGCGAAAGGAAACCCGGGGCUCCUUGUACCCCCAUCCGGUCACCCUGUCCGGCUCGCAGCACCCCCACCCGGUGAUCUCUUACCCUGGCGGCAACGAGCACAGCAUCCUCAGCCAGGUGGCUCCUCAGCCCUUUCGACCGCAGGCUUUAGCCAAAUACUCCAGACAUUACGAGGGACCCCUCGCCUCUGAGGCUGAUGGGGCCCAGUUAGGGGAGUCCGGCAUGGGCAAUAAGGGUCCGGUCGCUUCCUGUACGCCUGACGUAAAUGAUCCAUUUGUUUCUGCACCCUUCCAUCUUAAAGCCCCCCAGGAGAAGCACUGACACUACAAGUCCCAUACACUACGCUCAAAAAGACCCCUAGAAUUGAGCUGCACCUUGCAAGUCUGCACCCAGUGUAUUAUGUUUUGUAGUCCAUUGUUUUAAGAACCCAGAGAUGUAGAGAUGCCAAGAUAAGUGUGAAUCCCUUUGAUUAAAAGCUGCUCCGUGAAUACGUUGCAGCCAUAAUGUUAAAUAUCGUUCAAGAAAGAAGCACAUUUGUGUCUUGUGGAGGGGUCUUCUGUAGGGCUGCCCCCUUAUUCCUCGCAAAAUGGGGGUUGUCUUAUCAUCUGUUCUUUGCCUACCUCAGUCUGGUCCUAUGCUGAGAGAGACUGUCCAUUUUUUUCGGCCUAGUGCAUGUCUAAAUAAUGUAUAAUUAGGUGGUUUUGCAUUGCUUUGAGGUUGACCAUCAAUCAUUUUAUAU
Molecule: messenger RNA, 4299 nt
Organism: Electrophorus electricus (electric eel)
Lineage: Eukaryota; Metazoa; Chordata; Actinopteri; Gymnotiformes; Gymnotidae
Source: RefSeq, a predicted model, not a curated record